AUGAUGCAUGGAACCGAUCCAGCUGCUGCCUCCACCAGCAGCCAAAUUCAUCAGGAACUCAGGCAGAAGAUUAAUGCUCUGCUGCAACAAAUCCACGUAGCUGAGGAAAAAUUAAGUAUGUGUGAGCCAGAUCCUAUGAAGAUGACAUCAAUGGAAGAGGUAGAAGCAUGUGAGAAACAACUUGAGAGCCUCUUACAUUCCGUCCUUCAGAGAAAGGUUGCUGGUAUCUCUGAUGUCGCAAUUGCGAGCACCAACCUCGCAAUUAUUGCGAAGUGUAUAGGUGAGGUUCCAAAGAGAAGACAAGAGAAAGAGGAGAGUGAAGCGGUUUUGUUGGCUUAUGACAAUGCUCUUAAUCAACCACAAUUUUUCGACUCAUCUGUCAUCUGUGGAACUUCUGAGAGGAAUAACCUUUCGACAGUAGUGGUUCCACCACAUUCACAAGGAAGCAGCUCUAGUCUGAAUGUAGAAAGCUCUGAAAAAAUGCCAUGGCAAUACCACUUUGGAUAA
Molecule: messenger RNA, 507 nt
Organism: Nicotiana tabacum (common tobacco)
Lineage: Eukaryota; Viridiplantae; Streptophyta; Magnoliopsida; Solanales; Solanaceae
Source: RefSeq, a predicted model, not a curated record